Photinus pyralis (common eastern firefly) is the source of this 1173-nucleotide messenger RNA. RefSeq lists its product as uncharacterized. Lineage: Eukaryota; Metazoa; Arthropoda; Insecta; Coleoptera; Lampyridae. The coding region runs from base 270 to 869 and encodes 199 amino acids. The record is from RefSeq and is a predicted model, not a curated record. The transcript has 2 exons.
CCCGGCAAACGUUGUUUUGCCAUAUUAAUUAUUUCUAGUAAUUGCUAUUGUGGACAGAAAAUAUAUAAGUUGUUACAGCGAAACUCAGAACGGAGAUCGUCUACCUGUUCUAUUUUUAAAACGGACAGUUGCACUUGAGGUGGUUGAAGGGAGGGUUGUACCCUUAAGCCGGAUGUCGACUCAUAAACGUCCCAUCACUCCCAAGGUUCUGUUAUUUGUUAGUCUUCAACUGAAGAGUGUACAGUGAGGUUAUAAGAGUUUGUAAUAAAAUGGAUCGUUUCUGUGGGUUUUGUGGCGCAAGACGCCAAGUGCAAUUUGAUUGUGCAUUGGAUAGUUGCAGCAAAUGCAAAACAAUGCCUUUUAUCCAAGCACAUGAAGCAACAAAAACGACAGUAUUAAGAUGCUCGGUUUGCACUACAUAUAUUUGCGCCCUAACUCGGUAUUGCGAAAUUUGUGGCCACACAGUGGAAAGGAGCCGAUCAGUGAGAGUGCAAAGAGCCGCGACACUUGCAGCGAAUAUUGAUAGCAAGAGAAGGGAAGCCAUCCAAAAGCGGAAACAACGCAAGGUAGACGUAGACGGUGAUGAAGUUUGCGUUCAUCAGUUUUCACCUUUGGCCACUUCUUCGCCGACAUUGUCGACAUCUGUCUCCUUUUCGUUGCACGACGACGACGACCUUGACAUUGUGAUGGCGCAACUGCCCUUGCCCGACGACGCUCCUACGGACUCCCCAGCAGCCCCAGCUACGGAUUCCGUAGCCACGGACUCCGCUCCUACGGAUUCCCCAGCCACGGACUCCGCUCCUACGGACUCCGCAGCGGAUUCCGCAGCCACGGGCUCCGCUCCUACGGACUCCGCUCGUAUGGAAUAGGAUUUAUUGCCAAUAUAGUGUAUAUUUAAAAAUAAAAUUUUACAUUCAAAAAAUAACGUUUCAUUAAUUAUUGCCCAUUUGCCAAUAUACUGUAAGUUUAUUAGAUUUUAUAAACGUUAGUUUACAUAUAUAAUACAUAGCGGACCCGACAGACGUUGUCCUGUGUACACGUCUUUAAUUUGAAAAUUUCAAACUUUUUUUAAUAAGCUAAAACAUUCUGGACCAUUUUGAUGAAAAUUAUUAUUCAAAUGUUAUGACAAUAUCUAACGUCAUUACAUGUAAAUUUAUUACAAUUAGACUAAUC